UGGUAUCUACCAAGGCCCUAGAAUUAGGGUGCUUAUUACCUUGACAAGCAGGUACAGCACGGCAACAGCACGGCGUGUCGCUGGUUGUCGCCCGCAGCGCAGGUUCUGUUGACAAACCCUCAAUGUCUACCAAGUCUAGCAACCAGGGACAGCACUACCCAGCCAAGGGCUCUGAGCCUGCUGCAACCAGUGCUACCAUGGGUAACCACCAUUACGAAGAGCUCUCCUUCUACCACGGGGCUGCCAAGCUGGCCCUGAAUGCAGCUCUCAGUCCAUUGGACAAUGCCAAAGUUCUCAUGCAGAUCGGUUUUGAGCCGUUGCCACCGAGACCGACGAAGACGUUGUUUGGUCGCCCAGCGCUGGGCUUACCCAACGUCUUCACCUACAUGUCGUACAUGAGGAAGCGCGACGGCUUUUGGGGCCUGUACCGGGGCUGCACGGCGCGCAUGGCCUGCCAGGUCGUGUCCGGCGUGACCUUCCACCAGGUCACCAGCCGGAUCACAUUCCAGCGGUGUAGCCACAGGAGGAAGACCGGCUGCGACGGCAAGCGCGAGGAGGACCUGAACGAGGAGGAGCUGCGCAAGCUGUUCAUGAUGGCGACGCUGCGCGACCUGGGCGGCCGCCUUGCCUGCAUCAUCAUCACUCAGCCGCUGUUUGUCGUGAAGACGCGCACCGUCGCGCAGUUCGUCGGUCAGGAGGUCGAGCACAGCGGGGUGCUGGCCUCGCUGCGCGCCAUCUACAACGAGAACGGCGUGCUGGGCUACUUCUCCGGCCUGAUGCCGCGCCUGCUGGGCGACCUGCUGUCGGCGCUGCUCGUGGCCUCGCUCACUUACGUCGUGAACAACUACGUGGUCGAGGACCGCGAGUUCAAGGCCUACACGGCCUCGUUCAUGGCGUACAUCGGCUCGGCGCUGACUUACCCGUUCCACGUGGUGGCCGCCUGCUCGGCCGUCUCCGGCUCCGG
Molecule: messenger RNA, 964 nt
Organism: Pollicipes pollicipes
Lineage: Eukaryota; Metazoa; Arthropoda; Thecostraca; Pollicipedomorpha; Pollicipedidae
Product: mitochondrial carrier homolog 2
Source: RefSeq, a predicted model, not a curated record